Trifolium pratense (red clover) is the source of this 3687-nucleotide messenger RNA. RefSeq lists its product as uncharacterized. The transcript is spliced from 2 exons. Bases 254 to 1510 code for a protein of 418 amino acids. NCBI's taxonomy places the organism in Eukaryota, Viridiplantae, Streptophyta, Magnoliopsida, Fabales, Fabaceae. The record is from RefSeq and is a predicted model, not a curated record.
UAACAUAUGUUUCUGCAACCAUCAAGAGUAGAGUAGAAAGUGACCCCGAAACCCUCACACAGUCACUAACAAACCAACUCAUUUCUUUCUUUCUUCUUGUGCCUCCACCAAAUCAAACCCAUUUCAAAAAACUCUUCUCCUCACCAAAUCAGAAAGGACCAAAACCACCAAAACAUAGAAAGAACCACACACACACACACAGCAACCUCUAUUUCCACGCAUCCAUACCUUCUUCUCCUUCUCUCCAAACAAUAUGGAUAUUGUAAGGAGAAAUAUCAAGAAGAUAAGUUUCAAGAAGCCCGAGUUGACAAAUUUGAGAAAGCUAGGAUCUUUGGUAUCCGAUCCAGAAAAGUUUCGAGAACGUCAUGGGAGAAUUUUGAGCAUACUCAAGACUAAUGUGGAAGUGGGGGCACUUGAGGCUUUGAUCCGAUUUUAUGAUCCGCUUUAUCAUUGUUUCACGUUUCCCGACUACCAAUUGGUCCCCACUUUGGAAGAAUAUGCUAAUUUGUUUGGUUUGCCCGUGUUGGACGCGGUACCCCUUAGUGGUUUGGAGGAGGUUCCUAAACCAUUGGCUAUUGCAACGGCCCUUCAUUUGAAGAAAACCGAAAUAUCGGCUAAUCUCACUAUCAAGGGAGGUCUCCAAGGUCUGACCUCUAAGUUUUUGUUCAACAAAGCUUCUUUCUUUGCUAAAGCGGCAAGCAAGGAUGCUUUCGAGGCUAUUCUCGCCUUACUCAUAUAUGGGCUCGUGUUGUUCCCCAAUGUGGAUGAUUUUGUAGACGUCAAUGCAAUCCAAAUCUUCUUGUCCAAGAACCCGGUCCCUACUUUGCUCGCCGACACCUAUCAUUCUAUUCACCAUAGAACUCAAAAAGGGGAUGGAAUCAUUAUGUGUUGUGCACCCUUGCUAUAUAGGUGGUUUAUGUCACACCUACCCCAAACCCCUCAUUUCAAAGAAAACCCGGAUAAGCUCCGAUGGCCUCAAAGGAUCAUGUCUCUCACUCCAGAAGAUAUAGUGUGGUAUAAUGCAUAUUGUGAUGUCGAGGCAAUCAUCGACGGUUGUGGAGAGUUCUCUAAUGUGCCUCUUCUUGGUACACGUGGAGGAAUUAACUACAAUCCUAUUCUUGCUAGGCGUCAGUUUGGAUAUCCCAUGAGAGAUGAACCUAAGAACAUUUAUUUAACCAGGGUAUUCUACCUCAACCAAGAAGGAAGCUCGGAUACAAGAAAUAGAUGUGUGAAAGCUUGGUGCACCAUUCACCGAAAGGACAGGAAUCAGUUAGGGAAAAGGUUGGGCAGUGUUUCUGAGCUUUAUACCAAAUGGGUUAUUAAUCGGGCUACAACACUUGGGAUACAUUACCCUCUCAAAAGACCUUUAUCUUCAGUUGUCUCGACACCGUCGUCCUUACAUUUUGAUACCAAAGAAGAAUUCCAAGAGCAAUUGACAGAGCUGAUAAAAUGUUUACAAAAUUAUUGUCUUAAAGUCCUUCAAAAAAAAACUGUGCGUAUUUUAGCAUAACAUAUAUCAUGCAUCAUACUACAUACAUAAGUUUUCAAAACAGGGUCUCAUGUUCUUUCUUUUUCUCUCCGUCUCAGUUAAGGUGGCUCGGCGUAUUCGGUACAAACCAACUCGUGUCUACAAUACUCGGUUCAGGUUGAGAAACAAGAUGAGUAAUUUUGAGGAAGAGCCACCUAGUUUCGUGACUCCAGGAAGAAUUUGCUGCAAUUGGGUCACUGUUGAUGUCCCUUCUGUCACACCUUUCUCGUCAUUUAAAAUUUUUUCUCGAUCACUACUUUAAUUCCUACACUCAUACAUUUUUACAAGCAAUUAAAAAUUAAGCGCGUAGAUAGAAUAAAAACAAGAGGUUCCUAUAGAGUACUAUAGAUACUUAGGGUGCUAAUACCUUCCCUUCGUAUAACUAACCCCCGAACCUUGUUCUCUAAAAUAAUAGGGUUUUUUCGAACUUUUUCCCUUUCCCUCGGAUAAAUUAAAGAUCGGUGGUGGAAUAUUAAAUUGCGAUUCGAAGUUAAUUAAUAACUUGAUAUCCAAAAAUCACCGCGACAAGUUACUACUACCAACCUCAUAGAUCAACUUUUAAUAUGAUUUUAUAUUCAUGUUUUAUAUUGCUUUAUUUUAUUUAUUUAUAUUGUAUGUAUAUAUAUCAACGGUGGGGUGGGAUGUUACUUGAGGGAAGCUCUACACCCGAGCUUUGAGAAGAACUUAAGAUGGUGGUUACGUAGUGUUGACCUUCCUGACGUUUGUCUUGUAGGGCCGGCAUGAAAACCCCGCUUAGAGUAGAUUCCCUUGAAGGUGUUGUUGUCUUGCGAGUUUUUGCAAUGACGGCAGUAUUUUCUUGUUGAGUCCGUGACUCUAGGAACCUUUUUUAUCAAGUCUAGAACCCUAACACAAGUCAUUAGGGACAUUUGUUUAGAACCAGAGUCGAUGGUUGCGUAGUGUUGACCUUCCUGAUGUAACACCCAAAACCAAUAUUUAAAUAAAUCUAACCAUAGAAAAUUCUUUUCAAAAUACGCAGCGGAUAAUAAAAUUAAAACGACUCGAAGUCGAAGUUAAAAUAUAAAAUAGUGGUUUAAGGUAUUCUUUUCAGUUGCAUGCAUGCCAAUAAUAGAAACCUAGUAUACUAUUUCUUACAUAUAUACAUAUAUAGCAAAAAACAGUUGAACUUUGGUGGGACUGGAACCCACAAAUUUCAUUUUGUACUUUACAGCUCAAUUUAAUGUUUCAUCAAUACUUCUUGUUAAUGUUAUUAGUUACUACUACCAACCUUUUAAUAUGAUUUUAUCUUACGAUUGUUGCUAUGUAAAUCACACUAAAUUUGGUUGAGUUUGAUAAAUAAUUAAUAUGAAUUGUUAUUCUCAGUUGUUAUUUGUCAUACCCUAAUUUUGUCCUACCCCUUAAGGUUUUCUCGAUAUUUUCCUUUCCCUUCUUUGGGAUAAAUAAAGUUCGGUGGCGACUCUGUUAUUUACUUUUCGAGUGUUCACACUCGAGGAUUAUUUAUUUUUUCGCGCCGCGACAGCUGGCGACUCUACUGGGGACAAACCUUUUGAGAGUUAAGCCUAAUUUAGGGGGUUUUUUGUUUGUUUGCUUUAAUGUAUGUUGUUUACAUUUUUGCCUUAUUGCUUUUAAUAUUAUAUUGCAUAUUUGCUUGGGUAUUUCUGCUCUAUCUGUCUCUUCUGCUUCAUCUCCUUUCUUUUUACUUUUGUCCACUUGGGUCGGUUACUUAGUUACUGAGUGGAAAGUCCUAUACUCGGAUUUGAGGAAAACUUAAGACACAUCGGGGGUUGAUUGCUAGCUCGCUUGACGUAUGACUCGAGGGCUGGCAUGAUACUCCCACUUGGGGUAGAUUCGUCUUAGGGAUAUCGGUUCGCCUGACGUAUGACUCGAGGACCGAAACGUUCCCUGGAUGGAUCCGUGACCUUGGGGACCUUUUAAAACCUAUGACCUUGAACCUAUGUUUAGGAACCGAGUCGAUGGUUGCGUUAUGUUUACCUUCCCAGUUGAUGUACCAAUUCUAUCAAAAGUUCGUGUAAAUUAAAUAUUCAUUCCCCGUAUGUUGUAAAAUGAUCAUGUGAAAUAUUCAUUCUCCGUAAAUUGUCAGAAAUUAGAAUAAAGAUCGAAAUAGGAAGAACAUCGAAAUUGUAAAUAUCAUUUAAUAUUAAUUUUAUAAUAAUUAUCUG